UUGCUGCGUCCACAGCCAUCCGGCAAGAUGGUCCCCUUGCUUUGUCUCCCCUGACCGGAGUUGUUUCUGUAUUCUGUGGCUAUUCUUGCUUCCGCACCAUCGAAAACCUGCAAAUUGGAUUGAACUGGGUCACCUGUACCUACAACUAAACGGCUGUCUGUCUGUCAAGGAAUGACGACAGUUAAAAGCAGGUAAAAUGAGUCUGGCUUCUUCUGAAUCACACCUUGACCAAAUGUCAGAAAAAACAGAGGAGCCUGGUAGCUCAACAGAAACUAUGAAGCCCUCCUCUUCUCGCAACAAGAGGAAGUCCGCCACUGUAGCUAAGCACACUGGACUGAAUGAAUCUGACACCUCAGGUGAGAGUGAAAAUGAAGGUGCCACCUCUGACAACCCUUCAGACAAUAACACAAGCAGCGCAUCUAAAGGUACUUUAGUGAUGAGGCCAGCUGGGAAUGAAAAUAAAGGCGCCAUGAAGCUCAGAGUGGAUUUUAAACAGAAACAUACAGAUGACACCCUGCAGAAGAAAGUGAACUGCACUGCCUGUGGAAAACAAGUAAACCAGUUUCAGCGCAACUCUGUGUACGAGCAUCCUGCGCUCAAAGUACUUAUUUGCAAGUCAUGCUACAAGUAUUACACAAGUGAUGACAUCAACAGAGACUCUGAUGGCAUGGAUGAGCAGUGCAGGUGGUGCGCUGAAGGUGGCAAGCUCAUCUGCUGUGACUACUGCAACAAUGCCUUCUGUAAAAAGUGUAUUCUGCGCAACCUGGGCAGGAAGGAGCUUUCAGUCAUUACUGAUGAGAACUCAAAGUGGCACUGCUAUGUCUGCAGAUCAGAGCCUCUCCAGGAUCUGGUCUCCAAAUGCCACCGCAUCAUGGAAAAACAAGAACUGCAAUUCAAGCAACGAAAAUUGGACAUAUGCUAUGAACGUGAGAGCAAGAUACACAAGAUCAAAGCUGUCAAAGAGCACAAAGUAGUUGUGAAUGGGAAAGAACAUACUGAAGGCUCAGGGACCAUGACAUUCUCAUACAGAAAACUGCAGGUACCAAAAGAACUUAUAAAGAAAACAAAAAAGCUUGUUGAAACAACUACUGGUCUCAACAAUACAUUCAUUCAGUUCAUACAGCAGACAGCUGAGGAGCAGGGAGAUAGGGCUGUCAGGUAUCGGCAUUUGAAAGCCUUCAAGGCCGUGCUUGCUGAUCUGAAAAAAGCCCACAGUGCAUUGGAGGAGGCUUUGGAGCCUGAAUUCAGAAACAUGGAGUUGCAGAAUGGAAACGAAGUGCAACAUAUUAUAAGAAAGAGCACUAAUGUUGUCGCCCCUGUAGAAAACGACCAUUUGGAUAAUGUUGUGGAUGCAGUUGAGAAGGCUGAAGUGGCAGAGGAGGCUGAUGCUGAAGAGGAGCAUUUCACAGAAGAGGAUGAUGACAUAGCAGUGGAGGCUGAUGCAGCUGAGGAGGCUGACAUAGCAGUGGAGGCUGAUGCAGCCGAGGAGGCUGACAUGGCAUUGGAGGCUGAUGCAUCCGAGGAGGCUGAUGUAGCCUUUGAGGCUGACGCAGCAGAGGAGGCUGACGUUGCAGAGGAGAACGACAAGGACCAGCAUAAUGAACAGGACAAGGACAAUGAUCAAGUGUCAGCUGAGACUAAAAUGAGAGACAGCCAAACAGAAACUGAUGUAACCAAAAAGACAAUUAAAACUGAAGUAUGUGAUGAUGAGCUAGUGUCAGCUGGGGAAAUGUCCCUAGAUCAUGACAUUAUGUCUGUGCCUCCCUCUGUUCCCGAAGAGCUUUUUCAAAUGGUGGAGAGUCUUGCCGAUUCCACCAUGCUCUCACAGACUGACACUGAUUUGGUCACAGAUGCUGAUUUAAAGUCAAAUGGAAACUCAACAGACUCUCAGCCCACCCAGCCCAAGGUGAAGAACCUCAUUGUCAAACUGACUCCUGUGCCUGUUGUGACGACGCGUGGGUCAAGGUCCUCCAGGUCAAAAAACAAAGAAAAAGAUGGAGAUGUGCAAAAAAAGCAUGAAGAAAAAAAUGAGAAGGAAAAGGAUGAUGCUGCUGAUGCUGUAGAUGGGACAGACAGUCCUCCACCAGGCCGUCGCUCUAGUAGACUGAAGACCACUCCUCUGAGGAAGCAGGCUGACAAUAAGGAUGAGUCCUCUGAGUCAGAAUCUGAGAAGGAUGGUAAGUCUUCAAAGAAAUCCAGUAACAACAAGAAAGAGGAUAGGGAGGAGACCAAGGAUUCAGAGAAAAAGAUGAUGGAUUCUGACUCAGAUGAAAUUCCUAACAUACUGUUGGAGAAAGCUGCAGCGGGCCACAGCACAGAUGAGGAACAGGGAAGCACAAGUGCUAAAAAGUGUUUAUUCAAACUAAACAAUACAUCUACUAAAGACAAAGCGUCCAAACGCAAGAGGAAGCCCGAAAGCUCUGAUUCAGAUUUUGAAAGCAAAAGUAAAAAGACGUCCAAGAAGAAAAAACAGAAUGGCUCAGACUCCUCUGACUCUGACUCUGACCAGGAGAAGGAGAAAAAGAGUAAAGUGGCCACAUCAAAGAGGAGGUCUAGUCGAGUGAAGAAACAAGAUGAAGCAAAAGAGGAAGACAAAAACUCUCAUGAGAGGAAAGGAGCCAAGACGAGAAGGUCUUAUGAAAAGAAGCGCAGGGGAAGUAACUCCAAAGCAGCCUCCAACCUGCAGUCGUCCUCCAGUGAGGAUGAGGAGGAGCAGGCUGAAGAUGACUCGGGAGAGGACAGUGACGAACAAAAGAUCAAACGUAUUGUGGAGGAUAACGUGGUGGGAAGUAGUGGACCUUUUCAUCAAUCCUCAGGAGAUGAAGAGGAUGAUAAAGAGAAAGUCUCUCAGAUUUGUGAAGAUGAUGACGAUGAUGAUCCUGAAAACAGGAUUGCAAAGAAAAUGCUUCUUGCCCAAAUAAAAUCCAACUACUCUUCUGGAGCAGAGAGCUCCUCUGAUAAUGAAGGCGCAGGAAAGGAUGAAAAGUCCUCCAAGAAAGUUAAAAAAGAGGAUGAAGAUGAAGAAGAGCAGCAAGAUGAGGAUUCAGAUGACUCAAGCGGCUCUGACAUUGAAGUGAAGAAGCGCAGCAGACGCCACAAAUUGCUCCGUCAUAAACUCUCUCUGAGUGAAGGAGAAUCAGGGGAGGAGAAAACUUCUAGUAAAAAGAAUAACAAGGGGGGCAAGAAGAAGAAAGUAGACAGCGAUGACUCUUCAGACUCAGAUUUUGAGAAGUCAGAGACCAGUGCAGAGUCGGGGAUAAGCGAGGAACUUAGUGAAUCGGAGAAUGAGGGGAAGCGUCGAAAGACUAGAUCAUCGAAGAAGAAGGACGAUGAGAAACAGAGAAGUUAUAAUCAGAAGAAGAAGCGACGCAGGAUCAAAGUUCAGGAUUCCUCAUCCAGCAAUGAGAAGAGCGGAGAGGAAGGUGAUGAAGACGGAGAUGAAGACGGACGCAAAGGACGCAAAAAGAUCCGCAAAAUCCUGAAGGACGACAAGCUGCGGACAGAGACGAGAGAUGCUCUGAAAGAAGAAGAGGAGAGGAGGAAACGUAUAGCUGAGAGAGAGGCACUGAGGAAGAAACUGCGAGAGGUGAUUGUGGUGGAAGAGUCUUCCCAGGUAACCUGUCCUAUCACCACCAAGCUGGUGCUGGAUGAAGAUGAAGAGACCAAGGAGCCACUGGUACAGGUGCACAGGAACCUUGUCACAAAGCUCAAACCUCACCAGGUGGACGGGGUGCAGUUCAUGUGGGACUGCUGCUGUGAAUCUGUGAGGAAGAUCGAGAAGUCUGCUGGCUCCGGCUGCAUCCUUGCCCACUGUAUGGGUCUGGGGAAAACUCUGCAGGUGGUGACAUUACUCCACACUUUGCUCCUUUGUGAGAAGCUCGACUUCUCCACAGCGCUGGUGGUUUGUCCCCUGAACACUGUCCUUAAUUGGCUCAACGAGUUUGAGAAGUGGCAAGAAGGAAUGAAGGAUGAUGAGAGUUUAGAGGUGACUGAGCUGGCCACAGUAAAAAGACCCCAGGAGCGAUCAUACGCUCUUCAGAGAUGGCAUGACAUGGGUGGUGUAAUGAUCAUCGGCUACGAGAUGUACCGAAACCUGACACAGGGCAGGAACAUCAAGAGCAAAAAGCUCAAAGAGAUCUUUCAGAGGACACUGGUAGAUCCAGGUCCAGACCUGGUAAUCUGUGAUGAAGGUCACAUCCUGAAGAACGAGGCCUCUGCUGUGUCCAAAGCAAUGAACUCUAUCAGGACAAGGAGGAGGAUUGUGCUGACUGGAACGCCUCUGCAAAACAACCUUGUUGAAUACCACUGCAUGGUGAACUUCAUCAAGGAGAACCUUCUUGGGUCAAUUAAGGAGUUCAGGAACCGCUUCAUUAACCCCAUUCAGAAUGGUCAGUGUGCUGAUUCCACAUUUCAAGAUGUCCGGAUCAUGAAGAAGAGGGCUCACAUCCUCUACGAGAUGCUGGCUGGCUGUGUCCAGAGGAAAGAUUACACAGCACUCACCAAGUUCCUGCCUCCCAAACAUGAGUAUGUGUUGUCGGUCAGAGUGACUCCCAUCCAGUGUAAACUCUACAGAUACUACCUGGAGCACUUCACAGGUGUGGGGAAUGCUAUGGAGGGGGGCCGGGGCCGCGCAGGGACCAAACUCUUCCAGGAUUUCCAGAUGCUCAGCAGAAUCUGGACCCAUCCCUGGUGCCUUCAGCUGGACUACAUCAGCAAAGAAAACAGGGGUUUCUUUGAUGAGGACAGCAUGGACGAGUUCAUCGCUUCAGAAACAGAAGAAUCCUCCAUGAGUAUGACCUCUGAGGAUGAGAGGGCGAAAAAGAAAAAGAAGCAAGGGAAGGGAAAAAAGAGAGGAUCUGAUGACUCGGACAGUGACGAUGUGGAGGUCAUCAAGGAGUGGAACACCAGCUCUCGGGGCAGAAAUGGAGAGGGUCGGAACAGACCAGAGCCUGUAGAAGAACCUCGGGCCGCCAGCUCAGCACCAGGGAGUCCCAGUGCUGACUGGUACAAGGAGUUUGUCACUGAGGCUGACGCUGAGGUCCUGGAGCACUCUGGAAAAAUGGUUCUCCUCUUUGAGAUCCUGCGCAUGGCAGAGGAAGUAGAUGAAAAAGUGUUGGUGUUCAGUCAGUCUCUCAUCUCUCUUGAUCUGAUCGAGGAUUUCCUGGAGUUGUCCUGCAGAGCUAAAGAUGAAGAAAAAAUCUCACCAUACAAAGGUAGAUUUCUUUAGUGCAGUCUUACAGGG
Molecule: messenger RNA, 5242 nt
Organism: Epinephelus lanceolatus (giant grouper)
Lineage: Eukaryota; Metazoa; Chordata; Actinopteri; Perciformes; Serranidae
Source: RefSeq, a predicted model, not a curated record